AUGGGCCGCAAGCCCAACCCCCUCAUCCUCGAGUACUUCGUCCGAGGCCCCAAGCUCAACGACAACAGUAAUCGAUACCCGCACACGUGCAAGCAAUGUGGCGAGAACUUUCCCAAGGGCAGGAUCGAUAGCCUGACCACGCAUAUCACCAAGAAGUGUCCUGCCAUAUCCGAAUCGGAUCGUAUGCGAGCCUGCCUCGAACUCCAUGGUAUUACGAAUGCCCGAGCACCUGCUGAACGACCACCUCCCGAGACACAGCCAAACGGACAGCCAGUCGAUGUUCCCAAUCUUCCCCAAGGAUGGAGCGCCCUAGAAACUCUAGCCGAAGCGUCGCGGCAGGUUGAUUUGAACGAGAACAACCGUGCUCAGAGCGUACAAGCUUCUGUUGAUCCUUCCGACCCUGCCAACCCUCAACAUGUUUCGGAUCGCUUCGAGCUUCACGAGCAGUUUACGCUUGAUAACCCUCCAGUGAGCUGUGAGACCCGAUCUCAACAGGGAAGCAGAGGUGUGAUUCAACAGCCGCUCCCAGGAACCGAGCUAUCGCCUGAGGAACGCCUCCAAGCAUUGCUUCCCAACAGCGAUGCUUCCCCUGACGUCUCAAACAUCUCGGUUGCCGUUGCCGCUACAGCUAGACUGAACCCGUCACUUCUCGAUCCCCAACUCGUUGACGAGAACGGUUCCGCGACACCACCACCAACAAUGGAAAUUCCGGCCACAAUCGAAACGUCGCCCAGUGCAGUCACCGCGCCUGAUAGUGGAAUCUCACAGCCAUGGGGCGAAAUGACAUAUCUAACAACCGCCUCGCCGGUUUCUCUCAUCCACGAACACCCUCCACCACCUAUCCAGAUGACUCGUGGUGGCAUCCGGAUGGACACAAGCGACGGACAGCUCAAUGGAAGACCCCGCCAUGCUCGGUCCCGUUUCACUGCCGCGCGACGCAAAGAGGUCCAAGAGGUCCGUAAAAUUGGCGCCUGCAUUAGAUGCAGAAUUCUUCGCAAGAACUGUGGCAAAGGAACACCAUGCGAUACGUGUCGAAAGGUUCUUGCCCCUAGGGUAUGGAGAACUGGCUGUGUCCGGACUAGGCUUCAGGAACAGCUCGAUUUAUACUCGGCUGGUGUUCAGGUUGUCCUGUCCCAGAAUCGCAUCAACCUCCUGAAAAACCAGCUAAACAUGGCCCACGACGGCACUGUGAUAGAAGUAUCGCACUUCCCUGAAACCGGCAAAGUCAUUGUUCUUGAGGCUAUGGUCGCGUUGCUAGAGCCUAGUGACACGCUAGCAGAAAUUCGAGGCAGUAAAGAGUCAUUCAUUCAAGUGAUCAUGAUCGACCAGGAUAAAGAGGAUGUCCCCGGAAAGGUGGAGGCCUACAUGCGCGACGUGUUUCAACUUUUCAUCGAUAGGGAACCAUCCAAGUUCAUGCGCGUCACUCUGGACCUCGCACUUCAGCAACUCCAAGAAUCGGAGGACGAUUUGCUUCGAAAGUCUCUGGAGUUAUGGGGCCUGGUAGAAAGUAUUGACCGCGAAAGGCAGUGGAAUGUUGUCGAAAGACCGGCGAACGAAAAUGAAGAGCCUAGACGCAUUCAAGAGGCGAAAAGCGAGAACGACGCCGACAUCUACACGACUCUCUGCAUGCAACUCAAUGCAGCAGCAGAGAGAAAGGCCAACAACACGUCCAAGGCACUUUUGAGUGGCAUGCAUCGUGUCUUGCAGGACAGCAAAGUGAAGGUCAACUUCAAGAUGUACCUGACAGCCGUCAUUUUCCUCAACUGCCUCGAGAAGUCGACAUGGGCUUUCAAGGCUUGGGAGCAAGACCAUCUCCGCCCAGGAUGGCCUUUGGAAAGAGAUCCUAGUGUCUUUACACAGCAGGGCGAUAACCUUGCCGGGUUGUUGAAGAUGCUUUUAGCAAUUCGCAAGGCUCUUCCACAGACACUUCGUGGCGAGACGGGCAAGCUUAUCACUUCGGAACAAGAUCCCGUGAUUGGGGCUUAUUUCCAAAGCAUCGAUCUAGACUAUGACACUAUCCUCUCCCGACAAGAAGGCUCCCCCUUCUCCCCUGCAGACUCUCGAUCUCUAGAGAUGAUGUUCUGCUCUCAUCUUCUCAUCACAAACUCGCCCUAA
Messenger RNA from Fusarium pseudograminearum CS3096, 2115 nucleotides. RefSeq lists its product as uncharacterized. Gene Ontology annotation, molecular function: zinc ion binding; DNA-binding transcription factor activity, RNA polymerase II-specific. The coding region runs from base 1 to 2115 and encodes 704 amino acids. The transcript is spliced from 3 exons. Gene Ontology annotation, biological process: regulation of DNA-templated transcription. The record is from RefSeq and is a predicted model, not a curated record. NCBI's taxonomy places the organism in Eukaryota, Fungi, Ascomycota, Sordariomycetes, Hypocreales, Nectriaceae.